AUGUCCUCUAGACCUAAGUUGAUAUCUAUUGAUGUGUUUGCAAAAACUGUGGAAGAUGCAAAGAUCAAAACUGCUUCCGGGGGAAUUAUUACUUUGGUGUGUAUUUUCAUAGUUAUGUUCUUAAUUCGUAAUGAAUACAAAGAUUAUACUCUGAUUAUUACCAGGCCAGAAUUGGUGGUUGAUCGUGAUAUCAAUACGAAAUUAGAUAUAAAUCUAGAUGUUUCUUUCCCUAACAUGCCAUGCGAUGUAUUAACUUUGGAUAUUCUUGACAUUAGUGGAGAUCUUCAGUUGGACAUUUUGAAAUCUGGUUUCCAAAAGUACAGAAUUCUCAAAGAAUCCAAUCACGAAAUUCUCGAUGAAGCACCGGUUUUAAGUAACGACUUAUCAUUGGAGGAAAUGGCCAAAGGGGUAGGUGCUAAUGGGAAAUGUGGUCCAUGUUAUGGAGCAUUACCCCAAGAUAACAAUGAGUACUGUUGUAAUAGCUGUGAAACUGUGAAAUUAGCUUACGCUGAAAAGAUGUGGGCAUUCUACGAUGGUAAGGAUAUUGAGCAAUGUGAAAAUGAAGGUUAUGUUUCCAGAUUGACCGAAAGAAUCAACAAUAAUGAAGGUUGUAGAGUUAAAGGUACCGCACAAAUCAACAGAAUAUCUGGUAAUUUACACUUUGCUCCAGGCUCUUCAUCGACUGCUCCAGGAAGGCAUAUUCAUGAUUUGUCUUUGUUCGAAAAGUAUGAAGACAAGUUUAAUUUUGACCACGUUAUAAACCAUUUUUCUUUUGGUUCUGAUCCGCACGAUAAUAACUUGCAACAAAGCACUCAUCCAUUAGAUAACCAUCAAUUGGUAUUUGAUGAAAAAUAUCAUGUUGCAUCUUAUUAUUUAAAGGUUGUUGCUACAAGGUUCGAAUUUAUAGAUACCUCCUUACCUUUGGAUACCAAUCAAUUCUCUGUGAUUUCCCAUCACAGACCUUUAAGAGGUGGUAAAGACGAAGACCACAAACAUACAUUACAUGCAAGAGGUGGAUUACCUGGUGUAUUUUUCCAUUUCGAAAUUUCUCCUAUGAAAAUUAUCAACAAGGAACAAUAUGCUAAGACAUGGUCUGGGUUUAUCUUAGGUGUGAUCAGUUCAGUUGCCGGGGUUUUGAUGGUGGGUACUGUAUUAGAUAGAUCGGUUUGGGCUGCAGAAAAGGCAAUCAAAGGUAAGAAAGAUAUGUAA
Debaryomyces hansenii CBS767 is the source of this 1209-nucleotide messenger RNA. It is a transcript of the gene ERV46, whose product is annotated as Erv46p. The transcript has a single exon. The coding region runs from base 1 to 1209 and encodes 402 amino acids. Gene Ontology annotation, cellular component: COPII-coated ER to Golgi transport vesicle; Golgi membrane; endoplasmic reticulum membrane. The record is from RefSeq and is a predicted model, not a curated record. Lineage: Eukaryota; Fungi; Ascomycota; Pichiomycetes; Serinales; Debaryomycetaceae. Gene Ontology annotation, biological process: retrograde vesicle-mediated transport, Golgi to endoplasmic reticulum; endoplasmic reticulum to Golgi vesicle-mediated transport.